CGCGUGAGCUGAAGCGCACAAAGGUAUGUGAAUUAUCUAUCUGUGGGCGGGGGUGUAAUCUCCUUCCGUCCAGACGAGUGUGAAGAACGCGCUCGACCACGCAACUUUAUUGAGCGGUGUACGCAACGAUAUCGAUGCAUACAAGUCAUCAGCAGCUGAUUCGCUAUUAGCGGAGCGGGGUCGCAUUGAUAGCUCGCAUGCGAUGACGGAUGCCAUGCUAGAGUGCGUUGCCACCAGCCAGACGUUGAUUUCGGUGUUCUCAUUGUGCUAUCUAGUCAAGCGUAUGAGACGCGGGCGGAGUUUGGUCGGCAACGAGCAUCUUUGUCCGGAAUCGGAGCGCGGAUGCAGGGUGUACUGAGUACGUUCCUUUCGGCUUUAGCGUGCCUGUCUGAUCUUCGUUCGUGUACCAGACACUAUGCCCGGUAUCAACAAUCUCGUUGGGAUGAUAAAGUCAAGGCGUCGAAGGGACUCUAUCAUCAUGGGAGUUGUUAUUGCAGUGUGCAUCAUUAUCAUUAUAUCCUAUCUCUGGAACUAGUUAAUCUACAUACCCCGUUCGCCUUUGAAAACGUUCCAAUUAGCCUCCAGUCGGCGCACGACACCCCAGUGUGACUCCUCAACUUCAUCCAACCACUCUGUCUCCUUGGUCCACCCUUUGGUCUCCGCGACCAAGUCAAGUAUCUCGACGCAGCGCGCCAAGUUUCCAUCGAUCACGGGAUAGUCGGACUCGAUUAGAAGUCGGCGGGGAUCGCAGGCGGCGAUGAGAGCUUUCAAGUUCUUAGAGCGGCCAUUGAUGGUCGUGGAGACAGACAUGAAGACGUUCGGGUGCUUUUU
Mycena citricolor is the source of this 831-nucleotide messenger RNA. Lineage: Eukaryota; Fungi; Basidiomycota; Agaricomycetes; Agaricales; Mycenaceae. The record is from the annotation of a GenBank genome assembly.